AUGAGAGAGCGAGCGAGCAGUAAAGGAACCAAGGCUGUGAGGUAUAUGAAGGCACCUUUAAAGAUGUUGAUAAAGGUAAAGGACAUGUAUGUCCGUGGCAUGAUCCGAUGUUCUACUGGCAUGGCUGGUAUGGAUACAACAAUGGGAUAUCCUACGCUUAACUUCACUACUCCUGAGAGUUUCAACUUAUGCUCGACAAUAUCUACCACAAGCGAUGAUGAUUUCAAGGAGCUCGUAAAGUCUGCAUCGCUGAAAAUCAGACCAGGUGGGAAUAACGUUGAUGUUGGUGUGAAAGCAAUGAAUGUGGUGCCAAGGAGGAGUCGCAGUGUCGGAAUGCCAACUAUCAAAGAAGAGGAUGAAUAUGAGGAGGAGUUUGAGGCGGGAGAUGAUGAUGGUGAUAUCAUUGUGAAGAUCAAUCCCCUACUUUCACAAAGUAGAAGUUGUGUCAUUCACAACGGAUCAAGUAUGUUUUAA
This is a messenger RNA of Vicia faba (fava bean), 474 nucleotides long. Lineage: Eukaryota; Viridiplantae; Streptophyta; Magnoliopsida; Fabales; Fabaceae. The record is from the annotation of a GenBank genome assembly.